Messenger RNA from Magnolia sinica, 1618 nucleotides. Its product is annotated as GDSL esterase/lipase At2g23540-like. Lineage: Eukaryota; Viridiplantae; Streptophyta; Magnoliopsida; Magnoliales; Magnoliaceae. The record is from RefSeq and is a predicted model, not a curated record. The transcript has 5 exons. Gene Ontology annotation, molecular function: hydrolase activity, acting on ester bonds. The coding region runs from base 454 to 1569 and encodes 371 amino acids.
GAAAGCCCGACCGACAAUCUCGGCCCGUAAUAACCCCAAAGAACUCAAUAAAAGGAGCAAUAUGGACCAUUAACUGUCGUAGAGCUGGUGAACAAAAGCGAUAGAUACCCGAUACACUGAUUUAAAACCUUGGUGCAAAGUGGCCCACCUAAAUGGCACCUAAAAAUCAACCAACACAUCCAUAAAUUAAUAUUUCAAACAUGUUCAAGUAUACCAACCACUCUGACUAUUGCUUACAGAGGUUCCCAACUCCAUAAGUGAUUAAUACCAGAGUCCUAGCGUUGAUGAACUACCCCUUGAAAUCUUCCCAUCAACCCUCUCUCAUUCCUACUAAAAAUGGGUCACUAACCAACUAACAUCACUAGACUCCUUUUACAAGUUUUCAUGGAGAGUUGUAUAAACUCUCAAUGUCUAUGUAAGGGGUUUCACAAAUGAUAAGGUAAGUUUUGGGUCAUGGCCAUGGACACAUUUUCUAGGGUUGUGAUGGUGGUGAUGGUCUUUUCCAUGUGGGGCCCAUUUAUUAGGGCUGCGAAUCAAGGUCUCGGGGCGUCUUUCAUCUUCGGCGACUCGUUAGUGGACGCCGGGAAUAAUAAUUACUUGUCGACGCUCUCGAAGGCGAACAUCCGGCCUAACGGUGUCGAUUUUAAUGCGUCGGGAGGGAAUCCUACCGGACGGUAUACUAAUGGGCGGACGAUCGGCGAUCUUGUCGGAGAGGAACUAGGCCAGCCGAACUACGCAAUACCAUUUCUGUCCCCAAACGCCACAGGGUCCGCCAUACUGAAUGGGGUGAACUAUGCUUCUGGUGGUGGCGGUAUCAUGAACCAAACUGGCAGGAUUUUCGUUGGGAGGCUGGGAAUGGAUAUCCAGAUUGACUACUUCAACAUAACUAGAAAGCAGUUGGAUGGAUUGCUGGGUGCAUCUAAAGCAAGAGAUUACGUAAUGAAGAGGUCCAUCUUCUCAAUCACCAUUGGUGCAAAUGACUUCCUCAACAACUAUCUCCUACCGGUCAUUUCCAUUGGAGAGAGGAUAUCUGAGACUCCUGAUGGUUUCAUCAAUCAUAUGAUCAGCAAUCUACGGUCACAACUUACUAGGCUCUACAGGUUGGACGCUCGAAAGUUCGUGAUAGGGAAUGUGGGGCCCAUCGGCUGCAUCCCCUAUCAAAAGACAAUCAACCGACUCAGCGUAGAUGAAUGUGUGAAGCUGCCAAAUCAGCUGGCUGUCCAAUACAAUGGACGGUUGAGAGAUUUACUAACGGAGCUGAAUGAAAAUCUACCGGGGGCCACGUUUGUCCUAGCGAACGUGUAUGAUCUGGUCUUGGAACUCAUCACCAACUACGCCAAAUAUGGAUUUCGAUCAUCAAGCACUGCUUGCUGUGGCAAUGGAGGCCAGUUCCAAGGGAUCAUCCCAUGUGGGCCCACCUCUUCUUUAUGUGAUGACCGUUCAAAGUACGUCUUCUGGGAUCCAUACCAUCCAAGUGAGGCAGCCAACAUCAUAAUUGCAAAGCAACUGAUCGACGGCGACGCCAAGCACAUAUCGCCGGUGAAUCUCCGGCGGCUUCGAGAUCUAUGAUUGUAGUCCUCGUGAGCUCUUGUGAUCAUGUGAAUGAAAAUGGUCUACC